Molecule: messenger RNA, 4095 nt
Organism: Pocillopora verrucosa
Lineage: Eukaryota; Metazoa; Cnidaria; Anthozoa; Scleractinia; Pocilloporidae
Product: patched domain-containing protein 3-like
Cellular component (GO): membrane
Source: RefSeq, a predicted model, not a curated record
GCUAUUACUAAUUAAAAAUGUUCUAGAGAAAGCUUUUAUUCGAGAAGGAAGUGGGAAUAUCUCGAUGAACGCGAUGUGCAGCAACAAAAUAUUCGGAGUUACAGAAAAACCGAAAAAAGGAUGACACAAAGCGAAGAAAAUAAUUUAAGCAAAGGAUUCGAUGAGAGGGCGAACGUUGAGGAAGACUUCGAUGAUUUUAGACCCUGCUAUCCACGCCGGUUUCUUCCAUGUCAUCUGUGGUCCUCACUCUGCAAAUGGUAUUUGCGUUUUUUGGAACGCUUCUUUGGCUGGUAUGGUACAGGGAUCGCCAAACAUCCGCUGAUAACAAUCCAGUUGUGUCUCAUACUUGUCAGCGUCUGUUCUGUGGGCUUUGUUUGGUUCAAUUCAGAAAACAGAACCGUAAAACUGUUCAUCCCUCAAAACAGCAAGGCAAUAGACGACUUGGAGACUGCCGAGAGAUACUUCCGAGUCGACUUUCGAGAGGAAAUCAUCCUACUGGUGGCCUCUCCCAGUAAUCCUAAUCCUCUUUCCCCGAUGUGUUUGAAACAGGCCUUCAGAGCUCACGAUGCAGUCAUGGAGCUGAAAUCGUUUUCAGACCUCUGUGUCACGUUGUCGGGAAACAAAUCCAGGUCAACAAACGGAUGUGCGAUGAUUAAUCCACUAGAAUUUUUGCAGUUCAAUGAAAGCAACUUGAACGGAAAGGACUUACAUGAUGUCCAACGGGAACUGAGCAAAUCCUACAACGACACAAGUUUACUCAUGCGUAAUGGACGCCCAUUCUGGUUGAAUUUCAACCGAAUGUUUGGCAAGGCCACUCGAAAACAUGGAAGCAUAACCAACGCCAAAGCUUUGCAAAUGAUUUAUCUCCUUCGUGAUCCGAGGGACGAUGAUGAGAGUGACAAGAUUCUCAAAUGGGAGAAGGCUUUCAUUGACAAACUAGGCUCGCUAGUGGACAAACUUUCGUGCUUCGAUGUCCAUUAUUCAAGUGAAAGGAGCCUGGAUGAUGCUAUAAGUGCAAGUACCGGGUCUGAUGUUAAACUGGUGUCAAUCACAUUCACCUGCAUGAUCUCUUUUGCUUGCUUCAUGCUGGGCAAGUACCUUAAUCCGUUGACUGGUCAUGCUUUACUUGCUAAUGGAGGGGUCUUCGCAGUUGCCCUUGGGAUUUUGUCUGGGCUCGGCCUUGGUAUGUGGCUCCGUGUACCUUUUGUUAGUUUGGUGGGGGUGCUACCUUUCUUGGUUCUUGGAAUCGGCAUCGAUGACAUGUUCAUCAUGGUCGACGAGCUUGAUCGGCAGCCACGUGACCUGUCGACGACCGGAAAGAUCAAAGCGGUUAUGAAGCAUUCUGGUGCAACAGUUACUAUGACAACUAUGACUGAUUUGGUUGCGUUUGCGGUCAGCACGUCUACCUCAUUUCCCGCCAUUAGGUAUUUCUGUGUUUAUGCUGCCUUGACAGUGACGUUCUCCUUCCUGAUGGUUGUCACAUUCUUUGUGGCCCUUAUGACAUACGACGUUAGACGAAUUAAAUCUGGCCGCCGAGAUUUCCUCCCAUUCUGCCUGGCACCACGGCCAAAAGAAGGUAAACCAGCAUGGGAUGAGCCUCUCCCCCAAACUUCAAAUAAAGUUAUGAAUUACUGGGGCACAUUAUUGACCCUUCCAAUUACAAAAGUUCUGGUUAUACUCUUCUCUCUGUCACUGCUUGGUGCUGGGAUAUAUGGAGUCACUCAGGUGGAUGAGUCAUUUGAUAGACGUGUAUUGGCCAGAGAUGAUUCCUACUUGAGGCAGUUUUUGACAGCUCAAGGAAAGUACUUUGAGCUGUCCAUUGGAGUGAGUAUCGUGCAGACUGGUGAGGUUGAUUACCAAUUGAGGUCCACGCAGAGCGACAUUAAAGAAUUAACGAACAUAUUCAAGGAAAAUGAAUAUUACAAGAACCAAUCACUAUCCUGGAUGGAUGCAUUUGCCCAGUAUGCUAAGAAGUCGAAGAGAAACAUUACUGGCCCAGGUUUUCUACGAGAAUUGAAAACAUUUCUUCGUAUUCCCGAGUUCUCGUAUUUCACACAGGACGUGAAGUUAUCCGAGGAUGAGACGAAAAUAGAAGCUUCUCGCGUAAUAGGCUAUAUGAAGGAUUCGGGUAGCUCCACCUUCCAGAAAAACGCUAUGCUCACACUCCGUGAAGACAUAUCAAAGAAGUCCAAACUGAAUGCCUUUCCAAUCACUCGAUCCUUUAUAUUCUUUGAACAAUACGCAAUUACGUCACGCGAGACCCUGAGAAACCUGAUAAUCGCAGGCUUAACGGUGGUAAUUGUCACAAGCCCCUUUUUGAUGGAUUUUACUGUGACGUUCGUGGUGGUGCUUAACUUCGCAGCACUGGUUUGCGAGUUAUUUGGUUUGAUGGUAAUCUGGGAUGUGUCUCUGAAUUCUGUUUCCAUGAUUAACCUGGUAAUGGCCAUCGGAUUUGCAGUUGACUACAGUGCCCACAUUGCCCAUGCUUACAUUACGUCAAGCAAAGUCACAGCCGAUGAGCGAGUUGUGGAUGCUCUGAGCACGUUGGGUGCAAGUGUUUUCAUGGGAGGAGUCAGUACGUUCCUUGGUAUGGUUGUACUUGCAUUUGCUGCAUCCGAGAUAUUCCGAAUUUUCUUCAGAAUGUUCUUUGGCAUCGUCAUGCUCGGGCUUCUUCAUGGCUUGUGCAUCAUGCCUGUUUAUCUGUCUUUGCUGUGCUGGAGACCCGCUCUUAUAAGACGUCCCUCAGUAAUGGACACAAGUGAAAAACUUGGAAGCACAGACACGACAGAUAAUAUUACCAACACCAAUGGUUUCUUGGAAGCGGUGAAAUCUUCCGGGGAUACAUCAUUUCAGCCGCCACAAAACUCAAACUCAAAAAAAGAAGCCGACAUCUCACUCAAUGAAAAACCAGCCAACCAGCAGAUACAGACAAAUGAAGCUGAGAAAGGAAUUCAAAACAUGGGGAUCGAUGAGGAUGACGACGACGCUGCAACGGUGGAGGUAGAAGGCGACGUUAAAAAUGCAGCUAGACUAGAAUUUGAAGUAGCGCUUUAACGAAAUACCCAGAUUUCAAAUUUAAUCAGCUCAAAAAGAAAAUAAUAGCACCUUUUCAGAGAUUAAUAGUUUCAUUUUACAAGCGAAGCUUUUUGUGUCUUGCAUUAGAAAGUCUUUAAAAUUGGAAAAACCAUUCUGGGUCAGCCUAACUGAAAUCAAGAAAAUCAAACCUGUUAAGAACUUACGACCGUCCAAAUAUUGAAAAUUCGAUAUUCAAUCUUGCUUCCAAACAAGAAAGAUACAGAGUGAGAGGAGGCUACACACUCAGAACUUUUUCUAUCCAAAGAAUAGUGCACUUGUGGAUUUGGUCUCCAUAUUUUACAUAUAUGCAUAUUUCGGUUAUGACUGUAGAUGUGUCUUGUAAACAGAAUAAAGAACUAAUUUAUCGCUUGAAAUAACAUAAUAAACUUUUAGAUGAGUGUCAUUAAUCAGUUUUGAGUUUAAGUUAAAGCAAAACAUUUCUUGUUAUUCAAAAACAAGUGGGCUUUUCACAGUAAUCCUUAGAUGCUUUCAUUAAGUUAGCAAUAGCAGGCUCUUUCUAUUUAUUCUAUUUCUAUUUAGUAAAUUCAUUUCUAGUUUCAAAGAGAUUUAAAAAAAACUACAUAGGUUCACUCACAAAGGAAAGAAAAUAUGUGCUAAAAAGACUUCAGUACACAGCUGUUUGUGUUAAGAAUUGUUGCAGUGCAAAGUGAAAAGUGCCAGGCAUUAAUUAGCCACUUGAAAGAACGUUAUUCUUUAUCAAAAAUGCCCCUUUCACCCCAAACAUAUAUUGCUUAUAAUUAAUACUUUUCUUGAUAGAGAGUUAAGAUUAUUUUGUAUCAAAAAAUGUACAUAUUUACAUGUAAUGCUAUGAAAUAGCUUUAAGAUACUUAUUACAGGUGUGCUGAUUAAUAAACAACAAUGAUUAGUCUCUUGCUGGGUUUAAGUAACACUACCAUCUAAACCCUUGGCCAAAUUCAUCCUUAGAAAAGCAUGGAAAGAGCACAUUUACAAAUAAAAUUCCUUAGUUUAAGGUUAGCCAAAGCUGACCUUGAGAUUGUC